This is a messenger RNA of Suillus subalutaceus, 225 nucleotides long. RefSeq lists its product as uncharacterized. The annotation marks the transcript as partial. The record is from RefSeq and is a predicted model, not a curated record. The transcript has a single exon. Lineage: Eukaryota; Fungi; Basidiomycota; Agaricomycetes; Boletales; Suillaceae.
GGAAGGACCAUUAUCAUGUCAAAUCUCUUCGAUGAUUUCAAUUGUUACAAUAUCAGUGAUGGUAGGCAUUUAGCCAACCUUCCAACCCCCAUUAUCCACAAUGUUCCCCUACCUUCACUAUUCAUUGAAGGUGGCCAAUCUAUAUUGUGCGGGAGCUCCUGUGGAUAUGUUUUGCUAUAUUCUGGAAACAUGGAUAAUGUCCUUCAGGUAUUGAGACACUGUGGU